Molecule: messenger RNA, 2277 nt
Organism: Meriones unguiculatus (Mongolian gerbil)
Lineage: Eukaryota; Metazoa; Chordata; Mammalia; Rodentia; Muridae
Gene: Tmem129
Product: transmembrane protein 129, E3 ubiquitin ligase
Exons: 4
Coding region: 118-1206 (362 amino acids)
Biological process (GO): protein ubiquitination
Cellular component (GO): endoplasmic reticulum; membrane
Molecular function (GO): ubiquitin protein ligase activity
Source: RefSeq, a predicted model, not a curated record
CAGCCUGACGAGGACUCCGUCUCCCAGGGUGCUUCGCGAGCAUUUCGGUGGCAGCUGCGACAAGCUACCAACUGUCCAGGACUGGGCGCCGGUGUCUCUGCCCGCCGCUGAGGCGCGAUGGACAGCCCUGAGGUGACCUUCACUCUGGCCUACCUGGUCUUCGCAGUGUGCUUCGUGUUCACGCCCAACGAGUUCUAUUCGGCCGGGCUCACGGUUCAGAACCUGUUGUCGGGCUGGCUGGGCAGUGAGGACGCCGCCUUCGUGCCCUACCACCUUCGUCGUACUUCCGCCACACUACUGUGCCACUCACUGCUGCCGUUGGGCUACUACAUGGGGAUGUGCUUUGCAGCUUCAGAAAAGCAGCUCUACUCCCCUAGUCAGGCCUCAGAGGCCUGGCAACUUUUCCUUCUCCUGGCUGUGACCCUUCCCCUUGUCUCCUGUACUCUGAUCUACUACUGGUCCUGGGAUAAGUGGACUCGACACCCACUGGCCCAAACCCUGGCCCUCUAUGCCCUUCCACAGUCGGGCUGGCAGGCAGUUGCCUCUUCCAUCAACACAGAGUUCCGGCGGAUUGACAAGUUUGCUACAGGGGCGCCUGGUGCCAGAGUGAUUGUGACAGACACAUGGGUAAUGAAGGUGACCACAUACCGUGUGCAUGUGGCUCAGCAACAGGAUGUUCACUUGACUGUGACAGAGUCUCGGCAGCAUGAUCUCUCACCAGACUCAAACCUACCUGUGCAGCUUCUCACCAUUCGUGUAGCAAGCACCAGCCCCGCUACACAGGCCUUUGAGAUUCAGCUGAACUCAGCGGAAUAUGGUGAACUGUGUGAGAAGCUCCAUGCCCCAAUCCGAAGUGCAGCCAACGUGGUCAUCCGCCAGAGCCUGGGUGACCUCUUCUUAGAAACAUUUGCCUCCCUGGUGGAGGUCAACCCAGCCUAUUCAGUGCCCAGCAACCAGGAGCUCGAGGCCUGUAUAGGCUGCAUGCAGACACGGGCCAGUGUGAAGCUGGUGAAGACCUGCCAGGAUCCAGCGGUGGGCGAGUGCCAACAGUGUUACUGCCGACCCAUGUGGUGUCUCACUUGCAUGGGGAAGUGGUUUGCCAGCCGCCAGGAUCCCCAGCACCCUGACACUUGGCUGGCCAGCCGUGUGCCCUGCCCCACUUGCCGUGCCCGCUUCUGCAUCCUGGAUGUGUGUUGUGUACGCUGAGCAUCAUAGCAUAUUCUGUGUCUCUACUAGCCAGUUACGGGGAGCGGCUAAAGCUCCUUGACCUCUGCAAAAGGUUCUAGUUAAAGCACACACUUAUCUAUAGCCACUCUCUGCCUUGAGUCUGUGGUCAGUUGAGGAAUUUGAUUUGGAAGAAAUUCUUAUGGAAAUGCCCUAUCCCUGGACCUUCCACAUCUUCCACAUAGAAUGCUCCAAAGCCCCAGGAUAUUGAUGUUUGGCCUAAGAGCCUUCGUAUGGCCAGUUUGCCUUAAUUCUAUUACAGAGCAUACUUGUCCCUCAGUUCCAAGCCAGACCUACAUCUGUCCAGGCCCUAUGGUGUUGGGUGGACACUGACAGUUGAGAGAGUCACCAGGGUGACACUAAUGUGAAGUCCUUUUCUAGGGUAUCCUGGUGGCUGCAGCCAGCCAAGGACCACUUCUGGGUAGGGAGCCAGGUGCCACAACCUAGGGCCAGGCCAGAGUGCUCUCCCAAGCUACUCAUGAGAGUUGCAUAUGUCCCACAGUGCUUUUGGUGUCUUGUCUUGCUUCUCUGGGAGGUAGGGGCAAGUCGACUUCUGGCCCUAGGGAACGGUUUUAGGGAGCCAAGGACCAGAGAGCCACAGCACUAUCUAGAAAGAAACCCAUCAAGGAUGCAAUACAGGGUUAGCCAUGGCCCUUGCGGGUUCCCUGGAUGAGGAGGACGGACAUACUUAUCUAUGGUGCAGAUGGGAGGCUGCCUGUUGAUCUUAUCUCUGACACAAGUGUAGCUGAUGGGGGGGGGGGGAGGACCUCUCCUUUAACUUGUGGCCCUGAAGCACCUACAUUUGGCUGUUGAAAGCAGUAGUGACCAAACUUACCCCUUACCCAGCCAUCACUGCACCUAACCCCAGGGAUUUGCUAGCAGAGUAUGCCCAGCUCUGCCUGUCCUUGAAGUAUGGUCAGGAGUCAGCCAGUUUCAAGGGCUGCCUGCCUAGCAGAGGCCAAAUAGUUUGAGGUUAUUUUUAUUAACCACAGAGGAGUUAAUUUUAUACAGAUAAGUGUAAAUGACAGUAUUUAAUAAAGUGUUACUUUCCAA